AUGGCCCCCAUGAACUUCAUCUUCAAGUCCAAGUCGCGCACGCCGCAGGAGCUCGUCCGUCACUUGCGCGAUACCAUCCUUCGACUCGACACGUCCACGCCUCUCGGUGGCAGCAACUCGAACAACUCGCUCCACAGCAACUAUGCGGGCUCCAACGGCGCAGCGUCCUCCUCCUCGGGCGGCUCUUCCUCCAACCUCACCUCCUCCAGCUCCACUGGCGGCACCUCAGCGGAAUCUCGUCGCAAAGCAGUCGAUGAAGUCUCCAAGACGCUCUGUCAGAUCAAGGCGAUCCUGUUCGGCGAUGGCGAAGUGGAUCCGCAGCCCGAGCUGGUCGCCCAGCUAGCGCAGGAAGUCUACGCGCACGAUGUGCUCCAACUCCUCGUCGCGCACAUCUCCAAGUUUGAAUUCGAGGCCAAAAAGGACGUCUCCCAAAUCUUCAACGUCCUCCUUCGGCGACAGAUCGGCUCACGUUCUCCCACCGUCGAGUACCUUUCCACCCGACCCGAAGUGAUCUUCCUCACCCUCCGCGGGUACGAGAAUCCCGACGUAGCGCUCAACACGGGCAUGAUCCUUCGCGAGAUGCUUCGUCACGAACCUCUAGCCAAAAUCCUUCUCUACUCCCCCCAAUUCUACACCUUCCCGGAAUACAUCGAGACGACCACCUUCGGUAUCUCGUGCGAUGCAUUCUCCAACUUCAAAGAGACCCUCACGCGUCACAAGCCCACGGUGGCAACCUACCUCGAUACCAACUACGACCGCUUCUUCGCCACCUACACCACCCUCCUCCAGUCCCCCAACUACGUCACCAAACGACAAUCGCUCAAACUCCUCGGCGAAAUCCUGCUCGACCGCACCAACUUUUCCGUCAUGACCCGCUACAUUUCCUCGGAAGACAACCUGAAGAUGAUGAUGAACCUCCUCCGGGAUAAGUCGAAGAAUAUUCAGUUUGAGGCGUUUCACGUGUUCAAAGUCUUUGUGGCCAAUCCGAAGAAGCCACCUCAGAUCGAGGGGAUUUUGAGGAGGAAUAGGGAGAGACUGGUUAGGUUUCUGGGCGAGUUUCAUAACGAUAAGGACGACGAACAGUUUGUGGACGAGAAGCAGUAUGUAUUGCAGAUCAUCGAGGCUACGGGCAAGACGGCGGGACCGGCAGCGGAGAAGGGUAGCUCCGGGGCCAGCGCGAUAGGCGCAAAGUAG
Molecule: messenger RNA, 1194 nt
Organism: Kalmanozyma brasiliensis GHG001
Lineage: Eukaryota; Fungi; Basidiomycota; Ustilaginomycetes; Ustilaginales
Product: Mo25-like protein
Exons: 1
Coding region: 1-1194 (397 amino acids)
Biological process (GO): intracellular signal transduction
Molecular function (GO): protein serine/threonine kinase activator activity
Source: RefSeq, a predicted model, not a curated record